This is a messenger RNA of Umbelopsis ramanniana AG, 547 nucleotides long. RefSeq lists its product as uncharacterized. Lineage: Eukaryota; Fungi; Mucoromycota; Umbelopsidomycetes; Umbelopsidales; Umbelopsidaceae. The coding region runs from base 222 to 506 and encodes 94 amino acids. The record is from RefSeq and is a predicted model, not a curated record. The transcript has a single exon.
UGCAUGAAACCCUUGUGUGUCUGGACAGUGAUGAGAGAAGCAAGCGAUCGCACUGCUUAUUCGUAAUUUGAAAGACGUAACGGUUCAGCACUCAAAUUACCCAGUAUGGAUCACAUUGGGGAAAAUACUCCACGAACAUUUGAUAAUUUCUUUACCAUCGAAAGACAAGGUCUGUGUUGGCGUGUAACAUGGAAAAAUAGCCCCCGAUGUACCCAGGAUAAAUGGGAUUCAACCAGCCUCGGCAACCGUACCUCUUGGUAACGUUAUCAUGGUGCCAAGUCAUAGAGCUCAGUUUUACAUUGUCACAAUGUGCCGCCGCGUUUCGAUUUCAAUAUGAAUCAGCUCCUGUCAAAACUGAAGCAAAGGUCAUUUGUAUGAAUAGUACUGUACUGGUAUUACUGCCACAAGCAAAAGAAGGGCAUUACGCCUGUUUUAAGAAAAAGACAAAAGAGCUGUUUUCAGGCAGUACAAAUCGCCAGGGUAUCAUUAUUGCUGGUUACGUAUGAAAAAAAAUGAACAGAGUCAGCCGUUAAAGCCUAUAGAAUAC